UUUGGGAAUGCUACAAAAAUUGUGACCACAAAGUAAAAUGAAGUUCUCACCGUUUCUCUUCGCAACAUUGGUACCAGCCUGCUUGGCAGAUUGGCAAUACCGGUCCAGGCCUGAUCUUUCUCCCCCGCGACUCAACAUCACCAUUGCUGCAACCGAGGCAGUGGGCGCAGGUUUCAUUUUCGUAGCACCGUACAGCGCAAAUCGCGAUGUUAAGCAAGAUGCGACAGACAAGCCUGAGCAACCAGCAGCCUACAUCUUCCGCGACAAUGGCGACCUGAUCUGGUCAAGCGUGGGCUAUUUCUCGGGUUUCGUGUCCAAUUUUCAGGUCACAAAGUACAAGGGCAAAGAUACUCUGCUAGCCUUCGAAGGAACCAUAGAUUUGCUACACGGACACGGAUAUGGACACGCUACUUUGCUUGACGAGCAUUAUGACCAUGUUUUGAACAUUCGAGGCGGCAACCAUAAAAUACUCGAUUUGCACGAAUUCAGGAUCGUAGAUGGCAAGACGGCAUUAGUCGAAAUUUACGACCAGGUUCCUUUGGAUCUGUCCCCAUAUGGAGGAAAUGAGACGCAGAAGUGGAUUGUGGAUGCACUUGUUCAAGAGCUCGACCUUCAUACUGGCAAGGUCCUAUUUGAAUGGCAUAGCUUAGAUCAUGUCAGUCCAUCGGAGAGUGUUCUUUCGCUUGGACAGCGUCCGCGAGAAGGGUUUUCUUCUUUCGAUGCCUGGGAUUAUUUCCACAUUAACAGCGUCGACAAGGAUGACCAGGGCAAUUAUCUCGUCUCCGGUCGCCACGUCAGCGCCCUGUACAAGCUUGAUGGUAAAACUGGCGCUAUCAUCUGGCAACUUGGGGGCAAGGGAUCCAAUUUCACAUUCAGCGAUGAGCUUGAAUUCGCCUUCCAGCACGAUGCAAGAUUCCAAGGGCGCAAAGGCUCCAUCGAAUACAUUAGUCUUUUCGAUAACGGCGCAGGAUCGAAUGGCCAUCAGGGAGGCGAUAAGGGCAAGAUUCGCGACUACUCCACCGGAAAAUUACUUGCACUUAAUACAUCCGACUGGACUGCGACUUUGAUCCAACAAGUUGAACACCCUGAUCGUGUCCUGGGGGCAUCCCAAGGAAACACGCAGAUACUCCCGAAUGGAAACUUCUUCGUCAACUGGGGCCAAGCAGGCACUAUCACAGAAUUCCGUGCGAAUGACAGCGAGCCCAUCUUCAAUGCGUAUCUGGAUUCCUUUGAAGUUGGAGCUGGAGUCCAGAAUUACCGCGGCUUUAGGUUCGAGUGGACGGGUAAGCCGAGAGAGCCACCUGCGAUUGUAGCUGUUAAGGAGAAGGAUUCAUCUUUGAAACUGUACGUUUCAUGGAACGGAGAUACAGAAGCGAAGUCGUGGAGGUUCUAUGCUGUGCACAAGGGGAAGUCAACAUUUCUAGGAGAAAGUGAGAGGCAAUCCUUUGAGACGAGCCUCGUGGUUGACUUGCAAGAUUAUCAGGUUCAAGAGGCCGAUUUAUUCUUCGCGGAGUCUAUCGAUGGCCACGGGAAUGUGUUGUCCCAGACUUCAUCUGUCAACCCCAAUCCUGAAGUUAAGUUUCAUCACGACGGUGGACAUAGACACGAUCAACAGGCGGUACUAGGUGACAUUUGAUAUCGUCAAGCAGAUAUAUGCACAUGUGAUGGAAAACGCCGGACAUAGGAUUUCUACUUAUAAUCGCCUGUGGGUUUGAAGAAAAUGUAAGCGUGUAAAGUUUAAACACUUCCUCGGCAAAGUGGGACUUGAAAAUCUCGCACUUUGAUUUGAUGUAGAUGUAGUUAUGUACUGAACCCCGAAAUGGGUCAAUUAGCCUCUUGCUACUAAUCAUAGAUGUAAC
This is a messenger RNA of Aaosphaeria arxii CBS 175.79, 1859 nucleotides long. RefSeq lists its product as uncharacterized. The coding region runs from base 38 to 1636 and encodes 532 amino acids. The record is from RefSeq and is a predicted model, not a curated record. Lineage: Eukaryota; Fungi; Ascomycota; Dothideomycetes; Pleosporales. The transcript is spliced from 2 exons.